Talaromyces marneffei is the source of this 672-nucleotide messenger RNA. RefSeq lists its product as uncharacterized. Gene Ontology annotation, molecular function: oxidoreductase activity. Gene Ontology annotation, cellular component: cytoplasm. The transcript has a single exon. NCBI's taxonomy places the organism in Eukaryota, Fungi, Ascomycota, Eurotiomycetes, Eurotiales, Trichocomaceae. The coding region runs from base 1 to 672 and encodes 223 amino acids. The record is from RefSeq and is a predicted model, not a curated record.
AUGCCCGAACAGGCAGAAAGCCACUUCAACAACACCUCCGGCCACAGCGACCCCGUCUGGGUCCACAAAAUGCCCUACUCCGCCUACCCCCAUGCAGCCUUUGCGCCCUUGAACCAAAGUAUCAAAAACACAGAUGUAUGUAUUACUGGAGCCGGUGUAGCCGGCAUCUCCUUAGCGUAUGAAUUGAUUGCUCGAGGUGGGAAACAAGUCACCCUGAUCGAAGCGCGGCAUGCAUUGUCCGGCGAAACUGGACGGACGAGUGGUCAUUUAUCCAAUGCUCUUGAUGACGGGUACACUAAUAUCGAGAAAAAGCAUGGCCGUAAAGGUGCACAGAUUGCCGCUGAAAAUCAUACAUGGGCGAUUCAUAGAGUCGGGGAGAUUUCUAAAGAAUUGGGGAUUGAUUGCAAGUUUCGGUACUUGAAUGGCUAUGAGAUAUCGCAGUUCUCGCGGGGGGAUAAUAGACAUAUUACAGAGGUUGGGAAUAUCAAGCGAGAAGCUGAUCUUGCGCAGGAAUUGCUGGGGGAAGAUCUGGUUUCAUUUAUCGAAGGUCUGGAGGUACGGGGUUGGGACACCAAGGGUCCUGAUCAACGAGACGGCGCUAUCUUUCGGAAUCAGGCCACGUUCCAUCCUACGAAAUACCUUCUUGGGGUUCUAAGUUGGUUGAAAGAGUAG